This is a messenger RNA of Clunio marinus, 225 nucleotides long. NCBI's taxonomy places the organism in Eukaryota, Metazoa, Arthropoda, Insecta, Diptera, Chironomidae. The record is from the annotation of a GenBank genome assembly.
AUGAAAUUGUGUAUCCGUACAAGUCUUUGCGUGAAGCAGGAACUGGUAAUUGUUCAAAAUAAAGGUUUAUUUUGUCAACGAAAUUUCAAUGGGAUUUUAUUUAAAAAUCGUGUUACAUAUCACUGCUUCAUGUUCGAUUCAUUAACGAAAGACAUGAAAGCAGUUCUGCAUUUCAUUGUUCCUUCAAAACAUGGACUUUCGCAUUGUAUGGAUGCUGAACAGUAA